This is a messenger RNA of Rhizoctonia solani, 342 nucleotides long. Its product is annotated as TLC domain protein. The record is from RefSeq and is a predicted model, not a curated record. Lineage: Eukaryota; Fungi; Basidiomycota; Agaricomycetes; Cantharellales; Ceratobasidiaceae. The transcript has 2 exons. The coding region runs from base 1 to 342 and encodes 113 amino acids.
AUGUCUGUGCUGGACGAGAUCGGUGCCAUUCUCGGCAGGCAGUUGAAUCUGCCUCACUUGCCAGCACACUUCCAAACUAUAGCCUACUCAUUUGGAGCAUUCUCAAUUACUUAUAUUGUAUCUGCACUUGCGAGCCCGGUUAUUGCACCCAGAACAUAUCCCAAACUACCUCGAAGGACUAAGCAUAGCUGGAACGUCCAUGCAGUAAGCAUGGCGCACGCCAUGGUCAUCGGCCCCAUGGCAGCACAUCGGCUAUGGACUUUACCUGAAGCAGAAAGCUUUGAGAAAGCGUUCGGGUGGAACGAAAGUAUGGGCCUUUUGCACGGCAUAGCUGUAGGAUAG